AUGAAUGCCACCCACUUAACCUGCCCUGUGGCUUUAAACACCACCAAAUACUUCACAAUUCCUAUGUACUCUGUGGCAUUGACAGCUGGGCUGCCUCUGAAUUGUUUGGCCCUUUGGGCCGUGAUAACCCACAUCAAAAAGUCCAUUGUUCUCUCGGUCUAUGUGCUGAACGUGGUGCUAGCCAACCUCUUGCAGAGUCUACUGCUACCCUUCUGGAUUGCUUACAGUUCCCGCAACCACCACUGGAUCCUAGGGCAAGUGGCCUGUGUGGUGGUUGGUGUGGUCCACUCCACAAACUUCUAUGCCAAGAACAGCUUCCUGUGCCUCAUUGCCAUGGACCGUUACAUAGGGUUAAUUCAUCCAAUGAAGUUCCACAGAUUGCAGGCAAUGAGCAGUGCCACAAAGGUGAGCGUUGUGGCUUGGCUCCUGGUGGCCAUUUUGUGUGCUGCCGGCAUCUGGCUAGAGAUGAAGGACUUGGGGACAUGGCAAGGGAAUUGUUUAGACAGCAUCCAAUUAGGCAAGGACUAUGCACACUUCAAGAUAUCCACCAUGAGCCUCACUUUAUUCAUUCCUUGCAUUCUCAUGGGAUUCUUCUACCUUAGGGUGCUGCUUGAGGUCAGGAAGAUGACAUCUAUGCAUCAAAGAGUGAAACGGAGGAUCUGUGGCUUUAUCUCCGUUAUCUUGGCCUCCUACUUCCUGCUCUAUACUCCCUUCCAACUGGUUUCAUUUUAUAGAUUCUACUGGACACUGGAGCUGGAAAAGGACAAGAUCUGUGAUUUUAAGAGGAGCAUUUUCAAUUCCAUGUACUUUACUUGGUGUUUGGCCACCUUGGCUAAUAUAUUGGAUCCCCUUCUUUACGUCCUGCUCCUUAAAGAUGUUCAGGCUGAUCUUAAAGAUCAGCUCAGUUUCAAAGGUCACAGGACAGAAAACACACAUAAGUUGGAAGAUCUUCCUUUACAUUCCACAACAGAACAGACAUAA
Messenger RNA from Podarcis muralis (Common wall lizard), 981 nucleotides. Its product is annotated as G-protein coupled receptor 4-like. The record is from RefSeq and is a predicted model, not a curated record. Gene Ontology annotation, biological process: G protein-coupled receptor signaling pathway. NCBI's taxonomy places the organism in Eukaryota, Metazoa, Chordata, Lepidosauria, Squamata, Lacertidae. Gene Ontology annotation, cellular component: membrane. Gene Ontology annotation, molecular function: G protein-coupled receptor activity.